AUGGCUCCCGAAUACGAAACAACCUUUACCCGCACUCUUCCCUUCACGACCCACAAGAUUCCUCAAGAGCUGGUAGAGAAUGAAGAAGAGUUCUACAAAGCUCUCUGCGACAAAUUCGGGGCUUGGACAUGGGUAUGCGAGAGAAAAGAGGGCAAGUAUGUAGUUGAAACAAACAAGGACGCGUCGACAGACUUGAAGAAGGAUCUGCAGGAGAAGGGCGUCUUGAAGGGUGAUGAGCACCUGGUUCAAGCCGCCUCUUGAUUCAGAGCGGAUAUGAGGGUCGGGGCGGAGACAAUAGAGAGCCCGCGCCAGAGAUUCGCAAUUCGGAACAUUUGCUCAAAAUGAAUGAUAUCGGUUAAUUAAUUGCAAAGCCUUAAGAG
This is a messenger RNA of Fusarium odoratissimum NRRL 54006, 380 nucleotides long. RefSeq lists its product as uncharacterized. The transcript has a single exon. The record is from RefSeq and is a predicted model, not a curated record. Bases 1 to 261 code for a protein of 86 amino acids. NCBI's taxonomy places the organism in Eukaryota, Fungi, Ascomycota, Sordariomycetes, Hypocreales, Nectriaceae.